Cinara cedri is the source of this 7704-nucleotide messenger RNA. Lineage: Eukaryota; Metazoa; Arthropoda; Insecta; Hemiptera; Aphididae. The record is from the annotation of a GenBank genome assembly.
AAUACAUAUCAAACAUUAAAUUUUCAAUCUAUUAAAAAUACAAUUAAUAAAAUGUGAAUCUAUUUUAAAUUAUACAUAAUUUCAGUAUCAAAAUCAAACAAGAUAUAACUUAAUAAUUGUAUGCGCUGGUACCACUAUUUUUUUAUUGUUAUUAGUUUGAAUAAAUGUAGGAUCGUUAUCAAGUUCUUCAUAUAUGCGUUUUGUCACAGUCGAGUCGUGAUACCUAAUUAAAUUUAGUUUGUGCAAAAAGAAUCAAGUCAAUAUUCUCAGUAUAACGUUUUUGGACUUGAGCCCUUAAACACAAACACCAUCCAAUUACUUUUCAUGUAAAAAAAAUUGAAAAUGUAAAGAUUUCGGGAUUUGUGAUAACAUCGAACGGAUGGACUAUAGAGCGAGCUGGAGAUAAGGAAGGAAGUUCCCGUCGCGACAAAAAUUCUAGAUAUGUAUAAUGAAGCAUAUAUUUUCCAAAAAAACGCAAAAAACAUGAAUAAUACCCACACUACGCGGGUUAAAGUAGCAACUUUAAAGUACCUACACAGCGCAACUUGUUGUUAAAUCCUGCGACGUUUCUUCAUGCAGGUGGCCGUACGAGUUUGGUUUCCUCAUUCUGGUCUUCGUGGUCUAUAUUUGUUAUGAUUUUUACUAAUAUAUUCCUUUUUUUUUUAUUAUUUUAUACUAUAAUUUAUUCCUUAAUUUAAUUAUUAAGUAUAUAGUAUAGAUGUAGAACUACACCCUGUUGUUUUUUAAAGUUGAUUUUUUGAUAAUUAUUAAUUAAACAAAAUAUUUUGUUGUAUACGUGAUAAAAGAUAGCUGCGUUAUCGUAGAUUAAAAUCACGUGGUUGAGUUCUUGAAUAGAUUAUGAGUGACGACUGACGAGUAUUCUUAUUUAUUAGCUAUAACUUAUACCAUUAUAAAUAACCUUAUGAUAAGUUUUUAAUUUCGAAUUGCUCUUAACAAAAUAAAGUAUUAAGAAAAUACUGGUUAUUAUUAUAUACAAUAAAAUAUUAGACUUUUAGUUUAAUGUAUACAUAGUAUUUUAUGUAUACACAAUAGUGUAUACAUUUAACUACAAAUUAACAAUUAUCUCAAAAUGACCAAUAUUGAUUUCAUUAAGACUUUUGAAAAGCUAACUGUGAAGCCAUUGGACUAUUUAAAGUAAGUUUGACACAAAAUUUAAUUUUAUAUUAUUUGUAUUAAGUAUCAUGUGUAUUUUAUUAUAGUGUACAAACUGAUGUUGCUAAAGAAGUAGUCAAUUUUUUGAAACAACUGUACGAUACUACAAAGAGUGUUGAAAACAAAACAAACGCCACUGAGGAUAAUGCUCUUCCAGAAUUAAUCGUCAACGAUUUUGACGAGGAACAAAUAUGGCAAGAAUUAGAACUACAAAAUUCAACACGAUUAAAACAAUUGUCAAAUGCUAUUCAGAAAUGUUCAAAAAGUGAUUUGGUUUUACUCAAGAAGUCUUCUGGUAAUUUAUGUCAAUAUUUUUUAAUGAAAUCUCAUUUAAAUCUACUAAACUGUUCAUAUUUUACAGUAGUUCAAUCAGUUAAAAAAAAAAUUCAAUAGAUAUAUUUUAACUUGAACUAUUUGAAAUUUGCGUAAUACUAAACAACAUAUAUUUUUGUAUUCUUCAAUUCUUACAAUUAUGGUAUUUCAUUAUUACUGCAGAGGUGCAGACCAUUUCGAAUAACACGAGAGCAAAAUAUUAGUUACCAAAUUACCCACCUGCCAUUGGAAAAAGAAAUUUGCUCACUUCCCUUUUAUAUACUUGUUAACUAGGAGUUUCUUCAAAAACCAUAAACAAAUACCUUCAUGGGUACAUGAAUAUAUAAUGACAAUAACGAUUUACAUUACAAAUAAUAUUAAUGUUGGUAUAAAACUACAAAAUAAUAUUGUUUUAAAAAUGUAUACAAAAUUAAAAUCAUUCCACUUUAAUGUUUAGUAAUUUUUAAUAGUUUAUAGUAUGACCAAGAGGGGGGGACACACCUACUGAUAGUCUGGAUUCACAUCUGGCCGGUAUCCCAGCAUUCUAAUCUUGUAUUUAUUUUUAUAAAUUUGUAUUGUCGUAUCAUGUUAUUAUUGAAAAAUUUAAAUAAACACAUUCAGAAAUUAGCACUGGUGUGACAUAUUAUGGUAGUUUAUGUCUUAUUUACCUAUAAUUAAAACUACUACAAUAUUAUAUUAAUUGUUUUAUUAUUUGUAUGUCAUUAUAGCGCUAUAUAAUCAAAAGUCUUUACUUCCUCGUAUCUACAAUAUAAAUAUAAUUUAUUAUUAAGUCUGUAAAUGACCACCGGCCAAAAUUAUCUACCUACCUCCUUACCAAAUGUAUUAAUAUUAUUAAUGGUAUUAGUAAAGAAUAACAAGUUUAUGUAUUGUUUAUGUAAUAAAAUAGAUUAUGUAAAAUAUAUAACUUAAAACAUUUAUAAAAUGAUUUUAUUCUUUGAUAAAAAUAAAAUAUACCUAAACUUUUUUCUGAUUUUCUCUUAAUUUACUGAAACCAAUAGAUUUGUAUUAUAUUUACUAUUUAGUGAUUGUUUUAGUGUUAAAUAAAUAUGAAGCUCUAAGGGAGUUGGAUGAAUCUAAAAGUAAUAAUAAAAACAUAAAUUAUUAAUUUCAGUUUAUUAUUCAUUAUAGAGUUAAUCAAAUAAAAUUGUAUACAUUUAAUUCUUUUAAAUGUUUUAUUACUAUUCUGGUAUCAACAAUUAAUUAUUUUGUUUAUUAUUAAAUUGUAGAUUUGGAGAUAGGUGAUGAUUUGGGCUCGGAUUUUAAUGUAUUUAUAUUUAUUUUUUGGAUUAUCUUACACAAUGCUUUCCAAGCUACAAAUAUAUUUCAAGUAUUCCACGUUGUAACUAUAAAACAUUUUUGAUGCAUUUCUCGUAUUAUGACUACAAAUUUAUUUCAUUAAAACAUUUUCUUAUGAGUGAUAAUAUUAUAUUGGUGGUAUGUGUGGCCAAUUUUCAGAUGCUUUUCGUCUGUUUCAUUUUUUAAAAAGUCUUAUUUUUUAUAGUUUUUAGAUCAUAAAUACAUCUUUUAAAAGGGCAAUGUUUUGAUAUUUUUAGGACAUUUAAAUCUGAAACCUAGUGAUGAUGAUUAUGAAGAUGAUGAUAAUGAUAAUGAUGAAGAUGAAGAUGAUAACGAUGAUGUUAAUGAUAAUGAUAAUGAUGAAGCAGUAGAUCAUGAAGAUGAUGUAGUUGAUGCGGAUGAAAUGGAUGGUGAAGAAGAAAUUGAAACAGAUGAUGAAGAAGAAAUACUUGGGAACAAAAAGUCAGAAACUUCAAAAAAAAGUAAAUAUUAAAUUUAUGUAGUCUUAUUCUAUAACCUUUUUAUUAUUAAUUUCUCUAUUGAUAUCAUUUUAAGUGCUUUUCUUCUUUUUUUUGGUUUUAUUAAUAUAUUUGUUUUUUUAAUUUGUUGACUAUUGUAUUGUUUCAUUAUCUGAUAUUUAUAAGCAUAAAAAGUUGUACAUCAGUACAUUACCAAUAAAUAUAUAUGUAUACAAAUGUACUAAAAGAUAAUGAAAUCUCUUGCCUACUAAUAAUAUUGUUUUCAACUUUACUAGCCAACAAUUCUUAUUUUGUUUUAUUUUGUUUAGCAUUUAAAAAGUCCAUAGUUGAUGAUGAAUUUUUCAAAUUAUCUGAAAUGGAAAAUUUCCUUUUAUCAGAAGAAAAACAAGAAUAUACCAAAGAUAAACCAAUACUUCCAGAGGAUGACAUUGAUAUGUUUCAAAAUCAACAAUCUGAUAAUGAAGUAAAGUAAAAAAUUAUGGAUAUUUUUAAAACCUAUGCAUAAAAACAUUUUUUUUAAAAAAAAAAAUUGUAUUUGCAACUAUAAAUAAUAUUUCUUGUGUAAUAUAGUCAAAUAUAUUAGUAGUGAUUAAUAUAAACUCAUUUCCUGAAUUAAUAGGAAGGAGAUAAUUUUGGUCCUAUGUAUCAAGAAUUCUUUGAGAAUAACACACAAGUAACUGGAAAAAAACCCAAAAAUUUAAAGAAAAGUGUGAGAUUUGAAAUGGAAGAAGAUGAAGAUAAUACAAAUGAACCUAAUGAAAAGAAAAAUGAUUGUAUGUCAACUCUAGAAAAAAGAUCAGAAAGACUUAGUCAACGUAUUGCAAAGUUAGAAGGAGAAGCAGUGUCUGAGAAUAAACCUUGGCCUUUAAAGGGUGAAGUUACGGCUAAAGAACGGCCUCAAAAUUCUUUAUUAGAGGAAGCCGUAGAAUUUGAUGUUUGUACUCGUCCAGGUAAACUAUAUUUAUCCAAGAACGAUAGUUGAAAUAUAAAUCUUCUUCUUUUAUGUUUAUGAGCCUUAAAAUCGUCCAAUAAAUACGUUUCCAAUUUUUUAUAUUUAAUGAUAUUUUUUCCAGUUCAUUUUUGGAAUGUUGUUAGAAUUGAUUGACUGUAAAUAUAUUUUUAACUUAUUAAUUUAUUAUUUAGCGCCAAUAAUAACUGAAGAAACAACAGUCAAAUUAGAAGACAUUAUUCUACAAAGGAUUAAGGAUAAAGCAUGGGAUGACGUAGAGCGAAAAAUUAAGUUAUCUAAUACACCUCAAGAGUUUAAAAAACAGUUAGUGUUAAACCAAGAAAAGAGCAAAGAAAGCUUAUCUCAAAUUUAUGAAAAAGUAUAUUAUAAAAUAAAAUUGUUCAAUACCUGUUUACUAAAUAAAUUAUAAACUGUAUAUAGGAAUUUGUCAAGCAAAGAGAAGCAGCUAAUCCGGAAAACACGAAUAAACCUGAAGAAAUACCAAAAGAGCAUAAAGAAAUUGAUUUCAUGAUGAAAGAUUUAUUUAGAAAAUUAGAUGCACUCACCAACUACCAUUAUACUCCAAAACAGGUAUUUAUUAGUGUGAUUUUAUUAAAUAUAUGAUUAUGUUAAUUCCAUUACAUUAGAUAAUUUUUGUGAGGCAAUAAAAAUCAUUUUUUUUAGAUUCUUCUUUGCUCAGAUUUUCAUUGAUAGCAUUUUUUCUAAAAAGAAAUCUGACUAGGAAAAUACUUUGGGGAGUUCAAUUUUUGAUUUUUCCAAUAAAUGGGAAAAAUAGGUAUAAUAAUAAUAAUAAUAUAUUCAAAACGAAUGAAACGGGCAAUUGCCUAAUAGUACAGGUAAUUAGAUUCUUUAAUGUUAAAUGUUAAAGAAUAUAUCUUAAUAAACAUAAAUAAGAAUAUAAACAAAAAUAAAAUUUAAUAUAACAAAUAUUGCAUAUUAAAAUAUUUUGUGUUAUGUGAUAGUAAUUAGAAUAUAGAAGUGGAACGGGUAUUGUAAGCUGGAAUUUUGAAAGGGACACAUUGUAAUAGAUAAGGAGUAUCAAUUUUGUUAUUGAUUAAUUUAUAAAUAAAGGAAAUUUCUGCUAGUUCACGUCUAGUAGCUAGAGUAGGGAGGUUAAGAAGAGAUCUUACUGAUGUAAGGUCAUGUUAGUUGAUAGAUAUAAUGAAUUUGAAAGCUAUAAACUUUAAAAAACGAUUUUGAACUCUUUCGAUACAAUUAAUGUCAAAUUUAGUGUAAGGACACCAAAUAGUUGAGUCAUAUUCUUGGAAUAAUCUAAUUAACAUUUCUUAAAGUAAUUUAAAAGAUUCCAAAUCUUUAAAAUCAGAUGAGUAUAAUAAACAAUUAUUAAUAAAAAAAAUAUAUGAUGCAUAUGUAAUUAUUUUACCAUAAUAUAACUUAUUGUUAACAAAGUAAUAUUAUCAACUGAAUUCUGCUCAGAAUCAAUUUUUUUUGUUAGUAAUGGUUUAUUGUUUACAGAUAUAUAUUAAAUUAACUAUAACAAUGGUUGCUCCUGUCCCCAUUAUCCUAGGAUAGCCUUUAUAUAUAUAUGAAUAUAUAUAUAUAUAUAUAUUUGAUAUUUUUUUAAUGGCUUAAUUAAGGAAUUAUUUUUUUUAAGGCAAUUCCUGAUUUAAAAAUUAUUAACAAUUUACCGGCUAUAUCAAUGGAAGAAGUAGCCCCAACUGCUACUACUGAUGCAUCAUUAUUAGCACCUGAAGAAAUACAAAGUUUGUAUCUUAUUGUUAUCAAAUUAACUAAAAUGUUAUUUGUUGUUGUAAUAUUAUACUUAAAUAUUUAGGGAAAUUCAAAGCACCAAUUCUGGGCAAAGAAGAACGUACUAGCACAGACAAAAGACGUGAACGUCGUAAGAAGAAACAUUUGCAACAUAAAAAACGUGUAGCAAAAGAAUCUAACAUCAAGAAAAUGGAAAAACAAGGAAUAAAACCUAAGCAUAAUAAAGAAAAUGCUCUUAUUGAACUAAAAAGAUUAACAAGUAGUGGUCAUCAAAUUAAAGAGGUAUAAUUAAUUGCCAGUUAAAAAUAAUAAUUUUAUUCUACUUAUAUUAUGUGCAUGGUUUCAGUUAAAGUCUGUGGAUGACAAAAGUAUGAAAACAUCUAAAGAUUUCUUUAACAGACUACAGGAUCAAGCAAAACAUGAAAAGGAAGGAUACAAAAGAAAUAUGAAACAGAAUGGUAGAAAUAAUAAAAAAUUUAAAAAAUAAACAAAAUUUUUGUAAUUAAACAAUUUAAUUUAAAUGGUCUACAUAUUAUAGUUUUUAUUAAUCAUAAGAUUUGUACGAAAAAUGAAUUAAAUUUGAGAACCAAAUGAUAAAGAUGUUUAAUAAGUUUUAUUUCUUUUAACAACUAUUGGUUUUAUGUAAUUUUUUUAUGUUAAAAUUGACAUUUACAUUUAAACAAACGGGUAUUAAAUAAAUAUAAAAAAAAACAAAUUACAUGUGUCACCAUUUAAUUUUAAAAAUUGGUCUUAAUUAUUAUAAAGAAACAAAUUAAAACUUUUUAUUCUAUUAAGAAUAAUUUGGGAAAGUAAUUAAUUCAUAAGUUUUUGUUUUUCCUUUUCUAAAGAUUUUGCUUUGGCUCUUUCGUACAAUGGUACCAACUUGCCAUCUUUGGCCAAUAACUUCAAUAUUUCCACAAUCAGAGGCAAAUAGUUAUGCUUACGUCGAGCAUUCUCAAUUCUAUAUCUUCUCAUUUUGUCUUCUUCAUUAACAAUUUUUGCACGGAGUUUUUCUUCUUCAGACGAUUUAAUUUCUUCACUCUAAAAAAAGAAAAAUAAUAAAAUUGUAAAAAUCAAUUAUAUUAAUUCAUUAAUAACCGUACUAAAUUUUCAUUUGCCAAUAAAUCUAAUAGUUGUUUUUGUAAGAUUUGUUUUCUGUCUGAAACUACAGCCAUUAAAUUAAAAUGAACUUCUCCUUCUUUAUACCUGCAUAUAAUAAUAAAAUUAAUUAAUAGAAAGUAUUAAUUAACUUCUUAAUUGUUGGCUUACUGGAGUAUUCUUUUUUCAAUAAAUGGUUUUGCUGAAUCAACCCAAUCAGUAUUAGGUGAUAUUACACCUAAAUCAAUAGGACCUUCUUUCAAACCAUCUAAUUCGUAAAGGUGUCCAUCAAUAGGCACAAUUGCGACAAAAUGAAAAGCUUCAUCUGAUCUCGAUUUUGAUUUACCUCCGUCAUCAAAUUCAAAGAUCGAAUUACUUCUGAUUAAAGGGCUGAUUAAAAUAUAUUUAAAAAAAAUAAUACUAACAACAAUUACCUUCCAAAUGAAUUGUGCACAGCGCGUAUCUUCUGUGAAUUACUUAAAGCCAAACCUUUCAUAUUAGCAUCAAACUUUUGAGAAAACUCUUUAAAUUCAGUUAAUGUACUACCAAGAUCAAUAUCUGGAUGACAAGUGUUGAAUAAUACACUUAAAAUAGCCUGUGUUGCACAAGCAUUAUUAAUUACCU